CUUAUAUUUAUUUUAAUAUAAUCAUAAUCUGUUCGUAGGAAAAAUAACGAAAGGAGAAAGAAACAUUUUUUUGUGGUCUUUCCAAAAACCACUCCUCAAGCGAUCCACUAAAUACAAAACCAACCAACCAACCAAUGGCCACUGGCCAGAGCCUACCUUGGCAACUCACCACCUCUCUCCUAAUUACGCCACGUGUCCCACCUCCACAGCUACACUCGCCUCCCCGCCUGCUCCCCCCUCCACGUCACCUCAUCGCCGCCCCCAUGGCCCAUCCGUCCCUCGAAAUCCUCGGAGGCGGCUGCGACCUCUUCCUCCCCGCCCUCACCACCCUGACCCGACCCUACGACCCGUAUCCGGUAAUCGGGUCGAACCGCCACGUCGAGACCAUAUUCGCUUCGUUCUACAGGUCCACUCCCGACGUCAGGCUCCGUCGCGAAUGCCUCCGUACUGCAGACGACGGUGCCGUUGCCCUCGACUGGGUAUCCGGUGACGACCGCCUUUUGCCCCCCGACUCCCCCCUCCUCAUUCUCCUGCCUGGUUUAACUGGAGGGAGUGAUGACUCGUAUGUGAAGCACAUGCUGGUUCGCGCCAAAAGUAAAGGGUGGCGGGUCUUGGUGUUCAACAGCCGCGGUUGCGGCGGCAGUCCUGUAACAACUCCUCAGUUCUAUUCGGCUUCAUUUUUAGGAGAUAUGUGUGAAGUAGUGGCUCAUGUUGGUACUCGGUAUCCGAAAGCUAAUCUCUAUGCUGUUGGUUGGUCUCUUGGCGCUAACAUUCUUGUUCGCUACUUGGGUCAGGAAUCUAAUGCAUGCCGUCUUUCUGGUGCUGUCUCGUUGUGUAAUCCUUUCAAUUUGGUCAUUGCAGACGAGGACUUCCAUAAGGGCUUUAAUAAUGUUUAUGACAAAGCUCUUGCAAGUUCACUGUGCAAAAUUUUCAAGAAGCAUGCUCUACUCUUUGAAGACAUGGGUGGUGAGUACAAUAUUCCAUUGGCUGCCAAUGCAAAGUCCGUCAGGGAGUUUGAUGAUGGACUAACUCGUGUUUCAUUUGGCUUCAAGUCAGUAGAUGACUACUACUCCAAUUCCAGUAGUUCAAAUUCCAUAAAGGAUGUCUGCACCCCAUUGCUUUGCAUUCAGGCGGAAAAUGAUCCAAUUGCUCCAAACCGGGGAAUUCCUCGUGAGGAUAUCAAGGACAAUACAAACUGCAUGUUGAUAGUCACACCCAAAGGUGGCCACCUAGGGUGGGUUGCAGGCGCUGAAGCUCCAUUUGGAGCUCCUUGGACUGAUCCAGUCGUCAUGGAUUUCCUUGAGCAUCUGCAGAGAGGAAAACUUGAGGCCUUUUCAACUAGUAAUUUGGAAGGUGUGCACCGGAGUUCAGAGGGCUUGCACAUCUUGGAAGUAUAGUUGGGAAAAACUUGAUUCUUGCUAUAUACAUACUGUAUUUUUUUCUCAGACUACUCAUAAGAAUGUAGAGGUCGCACUUGGUGCGAUGGCAAGUGCCUUCGCCCAUGAGCGGUAGGUCUCGGGUUCGAGACUUGGGAGCAGCCUCUCCAUAAAUGGGGGUAAGGCUAGCCGACAUUCACCUCUCCCAGACCCUGCGUAAAGCGGGAGCCUUGUGCACUGGGUACGACGACUACUCAUAAGAAUGUGAUGGAAUAUGAUCAUUUCAAUACAAAUAAGCUAAAAUCACAUGAUUCUUUGUACUUUUAUGCUGUUGUACAUUGCAGCUUAGCAUGCAAUUAUGCCUCGGAUCGACCUUUUCUUUUAAUUAUGAUGCACACUUAAUGUAAUCCAUUAUUCAUAUGGAGAAAACUUCAUCAGUGUUGAGUUAUAUAUUCUUCAAGAAUGCGAAA
Malus domestica (apple) is the source of this 1846-nucleotide messenger RNA. RefSeq names its product embryogenesis-associated protein EMB8-like. The record is from RefSeq and is a predicted model, not a curated record. Gene Ontology annotation, molecular function: short-chain carboxylesterase activity; monoacylglycerol lipase activity. NCBI's taxonomy places the organism in Eukaryota, Viridiplantae, Streptophyta, Magnoliopsida, Rosales, Rosaceae.